Zychaea mexicana is the source of this 3354-nucleotide messenger RNA. RefSeq lists its product as uncharacterized. Gene Ontology annotation, biological process: positive regulation of cell growth; cellular response to amino acid stimulus; regulation of autophagy. Gene Ontology annotation, cellular component: TORC1 complex; cytoplasm. The coding region runs from base 1 to 3354 and encodes 1117 amino acids. Gene Ontology annotation, molecular function: isomerase activity; protein binding; carbohydrate derivative binding. The transcript has 9 exons. The record is from RefSeq and is a predicted model, not a curated record. Lineage: Eukaryota; Fungi; Mucoromycota; Mucoromycetes; Mucorales; Lichtheimiaceae.
AUGCUCUUACUGCGCCAAUUCGUAUGUCUUUGUUUGGGACAAGUCUGGAUGAACAACAAAGAGGCCAAGUCCGCAGCAAUUGCUGAAAACGGACAUGAAAAGUUGUGUGCGCUAUUGACGGAUAGCGUGCCUGAAGUGCGUGCUUCGGCUAUGUAUGCCUUGGGCACAUUCUUGGGCGAUUCGAACAAGACUGAACAAAUUGUCAAUAUUGAACACAACAUUGCCAUCUCAGCACUGGUAGCCAUGUCGGAUGCUUCACCUAUUGUACGUCGUGAAUUUGUUGUGGCGUUAUCUCAUUUGGUCCACCAAGCCGGUCCGGCCAAGUUUUUGAUGGCUGCGAAUCAGACAAUUGAAGAGGAUCAGUCGUCACAGCGCAUGGAUGAGCGAGGAAAGCGGACACGAUCUACAGGUGGAGGCGAGUGGCGAUCGCCACCUAAUACAGCAGUUACAGCAGCAACGUCAGGAUCGAUGGACAACAACCAUUUCGUCUCGACAAGCUACGAUUCGGUUUACGCGGUUCUGUGGAAAGCAUUACUGAGUUUGUCUGUCGAUCCACAUCCAGAAGUCGCCAAGGCUGGAUCGACUGUAGUAGAUCAUAUCAACGCAAUGCUUCUCAGCACACCUUCAGUAAGCGAAUAUGCAUCAUCCAUUAUCCGGGAAGUUUCAAACCAACAACUUGAUCGACAAGGCAAUGGUGUGGAUCGAUCACGGUCGUUCCAAGCCCACGACGAUCGAUUCACGACAACAACAUCUACAGUAGGCAGCAGCAGCAGUGGCAGUAGUACUCCUAGUGGGAUUCCGCCAGGUGUUAGUGGCAGUGCAGCUGUUGCUGCGCAACAGCUAAGACGACCUGCGAAACUCACACGCUCUGUUCCAUUUGCAUCUACCUUACGCACAAUAUACAACUUUGGAAAUGCGUCCUUGAGCUCAGGGACAGUGAAUGAGCCACAUCAUCAGCAACAACAAGCAUCAUCUUCAUCACAACAACAGCAUACCCGCCCUGUUUCACACCAACCGUCUCUCAAUAACCGCAACGCCAUCACACAACAUAAUACAUCAUCGGGAUCUCUUCCGCGCAAUUCACUAUCCAAAAUCAGCAGCAGUAACACUUUACCUCUUAUCUCUGAUUUCUAUGAUUGGAGCUGCGAAUACUUCACUGAACCACAGAUGCGUGCUACCGAAGCUGAGAACCUGGAAGUUCGUUGGGACGAACAGAUUGUAUCGAUACACAAUGAAACGGAAGCAACAAGGUUACUCUUCCAUCAAUACGAACCUCAUCUAGUAGCAGCUGAUGCAUACAAUUACCUUGUGGUCUGGGAUUGGAAAACAUCUACGCCACUCAGCGUCAUCGAUAACCGUAACCCAUCGCAUAGUCAAAUUACGGAUAUGAAGUUCAUUAAUGAAGAUGAUGUGGCUAUCCUGCUUACUGCAUCAGAUGAUGGUGCCAUCCGAUUAUGGAAAAAUUAUGAUGGCGCUGAUCAGGAGGACGCCCAGCUUGUCAGUUCAUGGCGGGCACUCAAGGACAUGGAAAAGAGUAAUAUGCGCCAAAGCGGGCUAGUAUGCGACUGGCAUCAGGAACGUGGUCUCCUAUUUACUGGCGGUGAUGCACGCGUGAUUAAAGUAUGGGAUGCACAUCAAGAGAUAUCGGUCAUGGAUAUCGCGACACAGUCUACAGGCUGUGUGACGAGCAUAACAAGCGAUCAGACGCGUGGAGACAUUAUUGUUGCAGGAUUCGGAGAUGGCCUUGUUGGUGUGUACGAUCGUCGCAUGAGGCCCACAUCUGCAAUGGUACAACGAUGGGAUGAACACAAAGCAUGGAUCACUGGUGUACAUCUUCAACGCGAUGGUAAUCGAGAAUUGGUUUCGGGAGGUUUCGGUGGCGACAUCAAGAUUUGGGAUAUCCGGGAAACAUCGUCGCUUCGAACAAUCGAGGCACAUACGCAUGCAGAUAUGACUGCGUUGGCUGUCCACGACCAUAGCCCGGUCGUUGCGAGUGCUGGAGAUGACCAUAUCAUCAAGGUAUGGAACGUAAAUGGCAAUCGGUUAUCUACGAUCCGGCCCUCGUCUGGCUUUUUGGGGCAGCGAAACGCGUUCACUAGGGCACUUACUUUUCAUCCUAAUUUGAUGGUCAUGGGGGCAAGCGGUGACGAUGGUUCAAUUACAGUUACCAUGAUCCUCACAACGCCUCACAAUGUUAUCCGCGAUUCUGCCAAUGUGCUCAUGGACGAGGCACGUGUGCUGAACGAUUGCGCACAACGACUCUUUUGCAACGACACGGCUCGCCAAGGCUACCAAAAAGCGAUCGACUUGAUGCUCGCCUGUCUCGAAUGCGGCGGCAAAAUUGUCGUGACAGGUGUCGGCAAAUCCGGCAAGAUUAGCGAAAAGAUUGUUGCGACCAUGCUGUCGACCGGUACUGCAGCCACGUUUUUACACCCUGUCGAGGCCAUGCACGGCGAUCUCGGCGCUGUCAACGAAAAGGACGUUGUGUUAGCUCUAUCGUAUUCUGGCAAUACCGAGGAAUUGAUGCGCAUUGUUCCCAGUUUGAACCAUCGUGGCGUGCCUAUCAUUGGUCUGGGUGGUAACGCCAAGUCGCAACUCGCCAAAAUCUCGGCAGCUUGGAUCGAUGGUUAUGUUCAUCGCGAAGCGUCGGAAAUACCAGCGCCAACGAGCUCGACCACCCUCGCUUUGGCUUUGGGCGAUGCGAUUGCGUUGACUUUGGCCAAACAACGCAAGUUUACGACACAUGGGUUUGCGUUGAAUCAUCCCGGUGGAUCGUUGGGUCGUCGAUUGUUGCUCAAGGUCAAGGAAUGUAUGGUUCCCGCACAAAAGGUCGCGACUGUGCCAGCCAACGCAUCGUUGGACGUCGUGAUUAUGGAAAUGACCAGACAUCCCAAGGGAGGAGGUGUGGUCGUGUUGCGCAAUAUCCCAGGCUCUUUGGCUGGUAAUAACACUAUUAACGAAGAUAUCGAACAAGAAUUAUCGCCACCGUCAUCGGUUGCUUCGGAUGAUGCCACAACGAUUGCCUCGACUAGCGAGGAAGACGAGGAAGGAAACAGUGCCAUCCCGCCAACAGAGACUGGCCAAGUGAUUGGUGUGAUUACCCACAGCAACAUCCAUCGGAUCCUCAAAACCGCAGCAAGAGAAUCUGUGUUUGACAUCCGUGCGUGCGACAUCAUGACGCCUGAGCCUGUUAUUUGCUCGGCAGAUGAGUUGGCUACGGAGGCAUUACGCAUCAUGGUCGACAAGAAACCGCAAGGAAAGGAGUUGCCAUUGCUGCCGGUCAUUGAUGGCAAAGAUAAACGCGGUGCUUAUAGAGGUGUUGUCACCCUCAAAGAUUUGCAAGAAUUGUUUUAA